AUGUUACCCUGGUCGACAACGCCCACCAGCUUGCGUAAACACAUGCGCCGUACCACGGACUACUCGUCGGAUGAGCCAGACUCGAGUCAACUCUCGCAACGUUCAGAUAUCCACCGGCCAGAUCGAGAAGGAAGGGUCUACACGAAGAUCGAUAGCCUAAACGCUCAAAAGAACAUAGUAAACGCUCUCAUAGUUGACUUUGAUGAUUUGUCUGAUGCACCGAACGGACCCUACGCUCAGGAGUUGUGA
Molecule: messenger RNA, 249 nt
Organism: Opisthorchis viverrini
Lineage: Eukaryota; Metazoa; Platyhelminthes; Trematoda; Opisthorchiida; Opisthorchiidae
Exons: 2
Coding region: 1-249 (82 amino acids)
Source: RefSeq, a predicted model, not a curated record